Molecule: messenger RNA, 502 nt
Organism: Vidua chalybeata
Lineage: Eukaryota; Metazoa; Chordata; Aves; Passeriformes; Viduidae
Gene: PIRT
Product: phosphoinositide interacting regulator of transient receptor potential channels
Exons: 2
Coding region: 62-460 (132 amino acids)
Biological process (GO): positive regulation of cation channel activity; phosphatidylinositol-mediated signaling
Molecular function (GO): phosphatidylinositol bisphosphate binding; transmembrane transporter binding
Source: RefSeq, a predicted model, not a curated record
GGGGCCUCGGGCUGCAGCCGUCCCUCCCUGCUCACCAGUGUCCUCCUCCCACCCCAGCAGCAUGGAAAUCCCCGCCAAGAGCCCCGAGGGGAGCGAGAAGUCCCCGCAGUGCAAGGAGCUGAUCACCAGUGACACGGGCAGCACGCUGUGCACGAGCUCCCGCAGCGAGUCUGUGUGGACCAGCGCCUCCAGGAGCAAGUGGGACAUUUACCACAAACCCGUCAUCGUGGUGUCCGUGGGAGUGGCCGUCUUCCUCUUCGGGGUGGUCAUCACCAGCCUGUCCUGCUUCCUGACCAAGAACAAGAAGGUUUACAAGAUGUCAGGCCCGGCUUUCCUGUCCCUGGGACUGAUGCUCCUGGUUUGUGGCCUGGUCUGGAUCCCCAUCAUCCGCAAGAAGCAGAAGCAGAGGCAGAAGUCCCAGUUCCUACAGAGCCUCAAAUCCUUCUUCUUCAACCGCUGAGGGCAGCCAGGACCUUCCCGAGAAGGUUCCCCUGCCCUCCAC